Monascus purpureus is the source of this 1683-nucleotide messenger RNA. The record is from the annotation of a GenBank genome assembly. NCBI's taxonomy places the organism in Eukaryota, Fungi, Ascomycota, Eurotiomycetes, Eurotiales, Aspergillaceae.
CAGCCCUGUUCGUAUAUGAUGCAUUCAAAUUGUGGGAUAUAAGAACCUGGGAUCUCCAUGAUUGUGGAUUGAUUGUGGAUUGAUUCUGGCAAUCAAUCACUUGGCUUUCUUCUUCGCAUCGUGCCUUCGAUUCCGCGGCAAGGCAGUGGCAUUCCUUCUCGUUUCGCCUUCAGCACCACAAAGGAAAGAUACAACGGCUGGUGCCUGCUCAUUUGUGUCUGCUUCGCCGCUGAAGAUUUUGCGACAUCAGUAUCAGCCCUACACCAUGUUCCGAAGGAAGGAAAAGGUUGCGGAUCCCAAUGCGAGAUUCUACUCGGCGCAACCUGCAGAUCCUGUGCCUGAAAUCAGAUUCGUCCGGUCCGACACUCAUACAGUAGAGGAGCUGACGCUGCCAGUCCACCCCGAUGACGAUGUCGGUCACAAUAGGGAUUAUAACUAUGAUACUGGCAGAAGCAGAAACAGAAGAGGCAGUGACAGCGGCAGCCGUCGACCAUCUAUAUCCUCGUCUUCUCGGAAAGCAUUGAGAUUGUUCACUCGCUCAAGAUCUCCUUCUGACUCAUCUGCUCCACCAACGUCUCCUCGAUGGGAGCAUGGGUUGUCACAAUUGCUUCACCUUGACAGACCAAGCUCACGGCAUUCCAAUGCCAGCUCUACCUCUGUUAAUAUCCCCACUGGUCUCCCAGAAGUUUCCGGUGACAUCGGUGAUAAGCAGGAGAGGGAGUCCCAAUGGGAGCAGAGAGCAACAAUGCUGGUGCAGCAGAACCCGCAGUUUAAGAACUCGCACACAGACUUCGAUGCCCUCGGUUCGGAAUGUAGGCGACCACGGUCUAGGGCAUCUAGUCGGGGGAGCAUCAGUAAUCAGGAAGGAGAUGUCAACAUACAAGAGGCUAUCCGACUCCACGAAGCUGGAGAAUUAGAAAAGUCAACACAGAUGUUUGCGAAGCUCGCUGACCCCCAUGGCGAGAAUAAUGCGCUGAGCCAAGUACUUUACGGACUCGCAUUGAGACAUGGAUGGGGAUGCACACAGGAUCCCGAAAAGGCAGUCAUAUAUCUGUCUGCUGCUGCAUCGAACUCCGCCGCAAUUGAAUCGGAAGCUCUCCGCGCAGGUAUAAAAAAAGGAGGCGCAGCUAAAGGCGAGCUUGUCCUUGCGAUCUUCGAAUUGGCCAACUGCUUCCGCAAUGGCUGGGGCAUCAACAAGGAUCCUGUAGCUGCUAGACAGUACUACGAGACUGCUGCCAAUCUGGGCGAUACGGAUGCUAUGAACGAAGCUGCAUGGUGUUAUCUAGAGGGAUUUGGUGGCAAGAAGGACAAGUACACGGCAGCAAAAUAUUACCGGCUAGCUGAAGAGAAUGGGAACAAGACAUUAGGAAAUUCCUGGAUAUGGAAAGAGAAAUACAAUCCUCAGUGAUAUGUGCUCUCCGGGUAUGAAGUUUGUUCUCCGGAAAUAUGAAGUAUGCGCCACACAAGAUUAUAUACCAUCCUAUAAGUAGCACUAUUUAACCAUUAGUAUCUUGAACAGUCUCCAGCUUCUCAAUAGUGCCAUAAUCUUAUUUUGAGCAGGCCGACACUAAGACUAUAUACAUUAUGCUGCCUGUUAAAACCACCCACGUUGACCCCUAUUUGAGAUGCUAAACUGCACAUAAAGUAUUUCAGUAACCAAGACUAUGAAGUGAUAGAACAGAA